AUGUCCAAACGGGCAGCAGAAAACCAGCUCAACCAACUCAAUUAUGACAAAGUCGAAGACGAUGACAACCCGGGGCAAGGCAUCCAGGUCGCAGACGAGGCCACCCUCUCUCAACGAAAGAUCAAGGGUCUUCCAAGGCGUAUGGCACGCAGUCUAGCGCCCGAACCCUCGCCCACAAUUUCUGCUGUGGCGGAGACCCCAGCUACAUCGUCUAUGCCGAAACCCAGCACAUUCACAGGUUUCGCAGGUUUCGGCUCAUCGAGCACUCCGACUUUUGGCGCCAGCUCUGCUGCACCUUCAACUACUAGCUCCUUCAAACCUCCCGCUUCAAAUCAGCCCUCUUUCUUUGGCUCCUCUACUGCUCCAUCCGUCUCACCGUCAGCAUCGAACGCUACCAAGGCGUUCGCCUCUUUCCUAUCGUCACCUGCGCCUGCACCUUCGACUUCUACAUCGUCAACAACCGCCGCACCGAAGCCUGUAACCAAUGGCAAAAGUGAAGGGCCAGAUCCAGCAGCUCUCAAAUAUUACACCUCUCUCCGCGGCUUGAACACUUCCUUUGUGUCUGCAAUCUCAAAAGCGGUGGACAAGGAUCCCUUCAUCGACAUUGCUGACCUAUUCGAACAAUACAAGAAACACCGAACUUCCGUGCAGAAGGAGUUCGACGACACGGCCAAGUCUGCUCCUUCUUCCUCCGCUCCCAAGACGAACGGCGUGAAACCCGCACCACCGUCUGCGCCUUCGGAUUCCUCAACUGCCGAUUCUUCUUCCAAACCUUCAUCAGCAGCCAUGCCCGCACCACCUGCCAGUUUUGCUGGCUUCGGUAACUUGUCAUCCACUACAACGACGAAACCUGCCACCUCCACCCCAGGAGGCGGAUUUACUCCUGCGAGUGGAACACCUUCUUCGUUCACCUUUGGUGCAUCCGCGCCCGCACCCGCACCCGCACCCGCACCCGCACCCGCACCCGCACCCGCACCCGCACCCGCACCCGCACCCGCACCCGCACCUGCACCUGCACCUGCACCCAAACCUAAACCCAACGUCUCUGCAGCCUCAUCGACACCUUCCACUACCACAGGCUCUAGCUCUGGCUCCGCGACCUCGAAGCCAAUGUCAGGCUUCCAAGGGUUCACCUUCAAAGGCCCCGAUUUCAAGGCCGACAGUGCAAAUCCGUUCGCCGCACCCCCCAAGAAAGACUCGUCGUUCGCACUGACGAUGUUCGGGAACGUUGCUGCUGGCAAGUCUGGUGGUGAUUGCAAAGACAAAGAAGAAGACAAGAGCAAGAUCGUCACGGAAGCCCCCAUAAAUCCUUUCACCAUCGGCGGCCCCACCACUGGCACCACUUCCAAUUUCUUUGGCAACGCCUCGGGUGCGGUGAAUCCGUUUGCAGCACCGACGUCGCCUGACAAGAACACCGGGCUCUUCAUGAAUGCUAGUGCGGGGAUGACUGCAGGGUCGGGAUCGGCGACUGGGUUGGGAUUGGGAAGGCCACCGGCGACGCCGCUGUUUGGAGGGUUCGGGAAGCCGCCGAGCGGGGGUGGAAGUAUUGGGAACCCGGUAGGGUUUGGGUUCGGGUCUCCGAAGGCGGAUGAGAGCUCGACGGCGGAGAAGAGCAAGAGUGGGUUUGCGUUCGGUGGCUUCGGUGGCGGUAGUGGUAGUGGUAGCGGAAGUGGAUUCAAGGGAUUCGGUUCGCAGGAGAGUAAGACGAAGACGGAUGCGGAGGGCAAGAGUGAAGAGGCUAAGGGUGAACCGUCGGCGGCGGAAGGGGCGGAUGCGACGACGGAUGAUAGCACGUCGUCCAAGGUUACGACUCCAAUAGACCACGACGCGGAGGGCGCGGGAGAGGAGGACGAGGAGACGACAUUCACCACGAAGGCCGCUGUAUACAAGUUGUCGAAGGAUAAGGAGGGUGUCCUCAAGUGGGCGAAUUUGGGUACUGGUAUGCUGAGACUGAAGAAACACAAGGAGACGAGCGCGAGGAGGAUUCUCCUCCGAAAUAGCUCGACCGGCAGGAUUCUUAUUAACACAUCUAUCCGAAAGAACAUCGAGCCGAAACUAGAACCCAAGCUCGACAAGGACAAGAAGGUCGUAUCAUUUACUGGCCGGGACGAGCAGGGUCUCCCAGCAUCUUACAAGAUCAAGGCACCUACCCCAGCCAUCGCGGAGGAGAUCCAAGAUGCGUUGGACAGGGAGAUUGGACUGGCCGAGUCGUAAUUUGCUCGCAUGUUCUGUCUUGAUAUGUGCUUGAUUUCGUUGUGGCGAUCGUAUCUGGGGCCAACUGCUUUGACCUUUUCCUCUCUCUCCGUCUCUGUUCUCUUGCAUUUUUCUACAUACCUACAGCAUAGUGUUCCACCGCUUGUCUGUGACAAAGGCCUGACACUCGUGGUAUGAGCGGGUUGUAUAUUUGUUGUGGCGUGUCAAUCAAAU
This is a messenger RNA of Stereum hirsutum FP-91666 SS1, 2427 nucleotides long. RefSeq lists its product as uncharacterized. The record is from RefSeq and is a predicted model, not a curated record. Gene Ontology annotation, biological process: intracellular transport. Gene Ontology annotation, cellular component: nuclear pore. The transcript is spliced from 6 exons. Bases 1 to 2214 code for a protein of 737 amino acids. NCBI's taxonomy places the organism in Eukaryota, Fungi, Basidiomycota, Agaricomycetes, Russulales, Stereaceae.